Molecule: messenger RNA, 1686 nt
Organism: Dovyalis caffra
Lineage: Eukaryota; Viridiplantae; Streptophyta; Magnoliopsida; Malpighiales; Salicaceae
Source: the annotation of a GenBank genome assembly
AUGCAUAGGGGCACCCGUCAGCAGCUAGAAGCAGCUUUAAGCGUCGGACAAUCUCAGCUGUUGAAAAGAAUGAGGGAGCUGACAGCAAACUCAUCCAAGGAUGGACUUGAUUGUGACUUUGGUCCUCAGGCCAUGACCGACCUGGUGUCUACCAAGCCAGAUAAGGCAUCAAAAUGGAAAUACCAGGGAGUGGCUGAAAAGCAUGACAAACAAAUUGCAACUUCACGUGUGCUGAGGAGGGAAAGAGACUGGCAAAGAUGGUAUAUAGAGAGGGAGGGAGGGAGGGAGUUGACUGUUGGCAUCUGGCCAUCAAUGCAUUGUUUAGCCAUUAUGGAAUGGUUUUCUGUGCAAGGCUACCCAAGGGCUGCCACAUUUAAAUCAAAGCUGGCGCCAAGUUUCAAACCCUAUGCCUCUCUGUCUCAAGUUCCUCACAGCACUGGUAACACCACCAAUACCGCCAGUGCUAACAACGCAAUAAUGGGUUGUCCUCAGAAUUCUCAGUUCUCCUCUAUGUAUGGACCACUGAGCUACCCUUCAACACCUUCAAACUCGUUAAAUCAGUCAAACUGCUUUCCACCACAGUACUAUAUGCCACCACCUUGUGAAAGCUUCCAAUUUCCAUACACACAUUCUCUAGAUCAGCAGCCUAGCCAGUAUGCACCAUCUGCAGAUCCUUUCUAUCCUCUCAUGGUUGGCCAAAAUGCUUUUGAAAUGCAAAGAUCAUGCGUUUUGCAGCCUAAUGCGUUACAAUUAGAGCAAGAAAGGAGAGCUCUUGAUGCAUACAAGACAAAGAUGGCAAGGUGUAAGAGAAAACUUGCACGCCAAAGAAGCCUUAGUAAUAAAAACUCUACUGGGGCUAGUUCAACUCAAAUAACGGAUGCAAGGAGAUUGGCUUUGCAUGGUGCUAGUACUGAUGACCAAAGCAGCAGGAGCAAUACUAGCAAAGAUCUUUACAGGUUCUUAACACCUGAUAACAAGAGACUGAGAGCGUUACUUAGGAAGGACUUGAGGAAUAGUGAUGUUGGGUCUCUUGGCAGGAUUGUCCUUCCAAAGAGAGAAGUAGAGGAAAAUCUUCCUGUCCUCAAUGAUAAAGAAGGAAUCCUACUUUUUCUCAGAGACAUAUUCUCUAGCCAAGAGUGGGCCUUAAAGUUCAAGUAUUGGUCUAACAACAAGAGUAGGAUGUAUGUUCUCGAAAAUACAGGAGAAUUCGUAAAGCGAAAUGGGCUGGAGACUGGAGAUUCCCUUUCUCUUUACGAGGAUGAGAGCAAAAACCUCCAGUAUUUCUCUAUCACAAAGGCGGGAAGGCCAGCAUCGGUGCCAUCUCAAACACCACAGCCUACUAACCAAAACUAUAACUACAUAUACACACCGCAGAUAUGCGAAGCUAGGGAUGAAGAAAAAUCAUCUUUAGCUCUACUUAUAGAACAACUUAACAAAAAUGAACAAGAAGAAGCUAACAGCCUUAUGGCUGUGCCUACGGACGCUGCUUGUUCAUAUACACAUAACGCACAACUAAACAACGAUCCUUUCAACAACUUAAGUACCUAUUCCCAACCAGCAUCUUCAGCUAUGCAACCUUCUUCAUCAAAUGGUAAAAUGAAGGAGGUAGAUGAUUCUCAUAUCGAUGACUGCUAUACUGGUCUUGGUAUGCUCCCAGAUGUCUACCGCUAUAAUUUUUCGUUAUGA